GCGUUGGGAGGAGGUGGCGAUCCACCCCAUCCUACGCCGCCACCAAACAUAGCGCGUCGCGCGAGGCGGUCUAUGACUCGGCCUGAGAGCGAGCUUAUAGAGAGAGGCAAUAUGGAACAUCAACGUACUUACUUCUUAUAAAUAUGUUGGUCUUAGUCUACUUUUUGGGCUUUGAUAUGAGGAUGUCGAUAUCCUGACUAACGCUGGCAAGAUGAAGAACCUGCAAAAACUCUGAUGUAAGUACAUCAGGAUCAGCUACAAGAUUUGCGACAAAUAUCAAGUGACUGAGUACUUUUCACAACAGAGCGACGAUCUUUUCUGCGACCGCAGCUUUCGCGUCAAGGCACACUAGAUGUGGAUAAUCCGAGUAGUCGGCGAGCUUCAGUGGCGUUCGAUCGAGAGUCGUUGAACGGGACAAGGGAUGUUAAGGCCUCAGAGUCAGUCGGCAGACGCGUUUUCUUGCAGUAAGUAUCUGAUAUCAUGUUCGCAAAAUUCUCGAAGCAAGUAGGUUGAAUGUUACAGGUAGGGACCAGGUUACCAGAUUAGGGAUAUGUUCAACUCUAAAAACGAUAGCAACAUCGGAAUGCGUACAGGCGCUGAUGGAAAGGAGAUCACAAGGGGUAUGAGCAGGUCGCGAAUAUGGGACGACGUUCACGAAAACAACACCCUGCUAAAGAAUUUCUUAGAAAGUAGCUCCGGUGCUAGGGGAGAUAAACGUAUAAUCGACUUGAAAUUGCUCUUGAUGCAAUUCUGUUAUAAGUUCUCACUUUCUUUGAUGAUUAAGUAACAGUUUUUGAUGAUGACGCAUACUUACAUUUGCGUACUCCUUGUUUGAUCCCAUGCUCUUUAGAGAUUAUGCAAACCGAUUUCUUCGUUUACCCACCAUAACCAUAUCAUUCAGAGGGUGCUGGCGGUGGCGGCGGUGGUGGAGGUCACCAUGCGCUUCCAGCUCGUGCGACAUCCCAUACGCAGCUGGAAAAAAUCUUCCAUCAUGGAGGCAACGUUUUUUAUGGAGCUAUUCAGCAACUACAAGUUGUUUUUGUAAUUCGUUUCUCGCUCUUCAUUAUUUCACGGAGCGACAUACUACCGAUGUUCGAUCUAUCUGCUCUUCGAUCUUUAUAAGUACUACCCUUUUGCCGAGAAACGAAGGUAGAGCAGUCUUCUGACAACCAUUUAAGUAACUCAUCUAAGUUUUAGACAACCUGCAUGACCUACGGCCCUCUGACAACCACAUCUCCUCUAAGUUUUAGACAAUCUGCAUGACGUGGUGAAUGAAGUGCACUUGGUGCAGACCGAAGAUCCGAACAGCAUUCGUGCAUGGCUGGCA
Messenger RNA from Amoebophrya sp. A25, 1327 nucleotides. NCBI's taxonomy places the organism in Eukaryota, Dinophyceae, Syndiniales, Amoebophryaceae. The record is from the annotation of a GenBank genome assembly.